This is a messenger RNA of Adineta ricciae, 1224 nucleotides long. The record is from the annotation of a GenBank genome assembly. NCBI's taxonomy places the organism in Eukaryota, Metazoa, Rotifera, Eurotatoria, Adinetida, Adinetidae.
AUGUCGUCGCAGAAGCAUUCCAAGAUACUUGAAAUUCUCGGUCUGGCAGUGAUGAAAUACAUUCUCGUUCUUCUUCUAUUAAAUCUUCUUCUAACACCAACUUUAGCACAAAAAUUCAAAGAAGAAAGUCCGUAUUUGAUUAUUCGUCUGAUGGAUCUUCGAUUAAACGAAUGGAAAUCCGAAACAUUAAACAGAAUGGAGCGCGCACUUGAUGCCGAAUUAAAAUAUACAGAUGAGAAGAAAGGCAUUGCAUGUAAAUCAAUCUUUUUCGAACAAGAAAUUGAUUAUCCGAAACAAGACGCUCGUUUUCUUGAUCUGAGUAUUCGCGGAAUUUGUAUUGAUGAUCAAGGUGCUCGUCAUCUUAUUGCAAAAGAAUUAAUUACCAAUGCGAUUAUUCGACGACUGGAUGAAGUUAAUCGAGCUGUUUACGCUCAUGUCUAUCGUAUUGGCAAUGUGAAAAUCUAUAAACGCAAUCGAAAUAAGUUGAAUUUGAUUAUUAUACCUGCAUCUAUUGGAUUUGUCGCUUUGUUAUUUCUUUUAACAUUCUUCUUGCGACGAAUGAGGAAUUCACAGAAACGUCGUCAUAUUAUUAACGAAUUAGAAAAGAAGAGAGAAGCAUCAGUGAAAAAAGCUCAAACAAUGCCAAAUAUUGAUCCUCUAGCAAAUGAUAAGCAACGUUUAUUACAAAUGGAUUCCACAGUUGCGGGAAAUGUUUCAAACACCAUGGGCAGUCCGAAGGAGUUCACUAAUGAACAAAAUACAACUCCAACUCGCAGUACCAAUCCCAGCACUGUUAGUGAUCAUCGUUCCUAUAAUCGCGACUAUCAAGGAACAGCGUCAGCAGCAAAUAAAGAUAAUAAUCGAACAUCUCAAUACAAUCGUGAUGAGGAUUCGACAUUUCCAAAUCAACGCUCGUUCAAAUCGAGUCGUGAGCGUAUGCACGUUCCAUUCGAAAGUGAUUCUCAUUUCGUUCCAACUCAUUCGCAAUAUUCCUACGAACCGCAAUACCCUGAGAUGCUUUCCAUGCAUGAGCAUCAUCCACGUGUAGUUGUUCGAACAAUCCGAGAUGAUGGAAACUAUCAAAACUAUCAACAACAAUCCUACGACGAUCCAUCGAAAACAUUCGUUUCGAUUCCUGUACAAAUUGAACAUAGUAGUUCGCAUCAACGAUUCGUUCCACCACCGUAUCAUUCAGAUCCAUAUUAUCCACAUGUUAAUUCAUAG